Molecule: messenger RNA, 816 nt
Organism: Amorphotheca resinae ATCC 22711
Lineage: Eukaryota; Fungi; Ascomycota; Leotiomycetes; Helotiales; Amorphothecaceae
Exons: 2
Coding region: 1-816 (271 amino acids)
Biological process (GO): mitochondrial fission
Cellular component (GO): mitochondrion
Source: RefSeq, a predicted model, not a curated record
AUGUCGGACAAGGACUCGGCCUCGGCCAACUUACCAGGUCCCCCUCCAGCAUGGCAGAAGACUGUGGGCAAAGCUGACAAGGAAAGCUUAUAUGAUGAGCUCUACGAUGGAAAAGCUCCACAAUCUACUGAGAGCAAUAUACGAUAUGCAGCUUAUGCUUCUCGUAUACGGACGGCCUUGCUAUCUGCACAUCGAUAUGUAGCUUACACGUCAGACAUCGGCGAAUCCUUUCGGCCAGUUGCACAUCCAACUCUUGUCCGAACAGCAUACGGAAUCUCGUGGGCAUACUUAGUUGGAGAUGUGGCAUAUGAAGGAUACAAGGCAUAUUGCAGCAAUCAGCGAAUACUGCAUCCAGAACUCCCUCGCGAAGCCGCUCACCAGCGAUAUAACGAUGCAAAGGCGGAUAUUCCCACCAUACCUAGCGAUGACGGGCUAGCGCCAGCAUCGGGCAAGGUUUGCCCCCUCGAAGACUACCGCACAGUUAUGGUACAACGAGCUCUAUUUCAGGGAAUUGCCUCAAUGGGACUUCCUGCGCUCACAAUCCACUCCAUCGUCCGCUAUUCUGGCCAAGCGUUGAAGGGUGUGAAGAAUGUGAAGCUCCGAACGUAUGGCCCCAUAGGGCUGGGGUUGGCGGCUGUGCCGGCGUUGCCAUAUCUGUUUGAUAAACCUGUUGAACAGGGUGUGGAGUGGAUAUUCCACGAAGGAUUCAGGGCUUUCGGGGGACGGACCUAUGUUGGGGACACUCCUUUAACCGGACGUGAGGCCGCCCUGGAGCGACAAGACCCGAAGAUAUCCAAGAAGGAGAAAGAGUUGUAA